Caenorhabditis elegans is the source of this 1251-nucleotide messenger RNA. It is a transcript of the gene C29F4.3, whose product is annotated as G_PROTEIN_RECEP_F1_2 domain-containing protein. The record is from RefSeq and is marked reviewed. NCBI's taxonomy places the organism in Eukaryota, Metazoa, Nematoda, Chromadorea, Rhabditida, Rhabditidae. The transcript has 6 exons. Bases 43 to 1215 code for a protein of 390 amino acids.
CAAAUUUCAGAUUUGUGAUGGUAAGAAAUUAAAAUUUCAAACAUGGUUAAAAAUAAAAUAUCGACAACGACAGAGUAUUCAACGUAUGAUUGGGAGAAGAUUUGGUUUUCCGAUGAGACAAUUAUUGGAGCCAGGGAGACACUUAUUGAUUCAUUGUAUAUUGCAUUGACUCCAGGUUCAAUUCCAUCUGCUUGUGUAUUUGCAUUUGACUGCUUUCUAACUGUGAUUCAUUUCCUUGUAUCCAGUUUUAUCCUCGAUGAUUUCACAACAACUUUCCUAGGAACUGUCUAUUUUCCGACAUCAUUGCUCAAAGUCAUAUACGUCAUUGAUUUCUUCUUCUCAGCUCAAUGGAUUGAUGAAGUAUCAGAAGCAUUAAAUCAAAUCUUCAAUAUGACUAUAAUUCUCUCAUGUAUUGCAUAUAAUUUCAUGUGUCUAUUUGUUGCAAACUAUCGAAAGAACAUUCCAUUGCCAGUGUGUCGAACUGUCUUUGCACCAAUUCUCCUCUUUUGCUCAUUCAUAGUUAUUUCUCCUAAAUUGGUGAUGGAUAGAAACAUUGACAAUUGUUUUCAAUUCACAACUCAAUUGUUCGGUGCUUUGUUCCUCACUGGCCAAAUAUCUUGGAAUUUUUAUACUUUCAUAUGCAAAAAGGUUGAUAUUGACUCGGAAAAGAGAGAAAUCAAAUCAAAUGAUCUCGUCGAAGCAGCCAAUGACGUAGUUCUGAAUGCAAAUGGAAGGCUCAUCUGGGCAAGUUGGUUCUCAUUAAUCAUUGUGAUUCUGGCAGUUCCACAAAUUGUUGACUACCGAGUUGUUCUUACCACUUCAUGGAUUCCCUAUCAUUUUCUUGUCCAAUCGCUUGUUCAACUCAAUGCUCUUCUUCUAUCUGUUACGGUAUUCUUGGUACUCCCAACUUAUCGAUCAGUAAUCUUCAAUCGUUGUUCAAACUACAACCGAAUCAUAAAAGUGGAAGAAUUCAAAAUAGAAAAGGAACAAGAGAAGUCUGAAAACCAACUGUCAAAGAAACAACUCGAAAAAGAAGCAGAAGCACUUGAAAACCAUCAGCCUCCGUCUCAUCAGCCUGUAAAUCACAACUUUUCGAUUCCACAUUUUCAACACGUGACAAUUCCUCGUUUCCGAGUUCCAGUUAUUCCACCAAUGAUUCCACAUGCAAAUGGUCAAAUUCGGAUUUUCGUCGCACCGCCUCAAAGAAAAUUUUAACUUUCCAUUGGGAAUACACAUGUUAAUAAAAUAUUU